AGAUACUUUCGGUAAUUUCACAUUUCGAUUGUCGAUUUCAUUAUAAGAAUAGUGUCCGCAUGUAAUUUAGUCGAAUUAAUUUAUAAAUAAAUCUCAAAAAGUGUUUAAUCCACCCAAAUAAGACGAUGAAAUAUUUAUUUGUGAUCGUUUUUCUCGUCGGUGCGAGUGUACAAGACAAUAUUAGCAGUAGGACGCCUGAUGGCAGAGAAAAUCUUUACGAGGCCAUUAAAUCAGGCAGAGUAGAUGUAGUCACACUUCUAACCGAUAAUGGUUCAAAUGUGAAUUCAUUUGGUGAAAAAAAUUCUAAAAUAACACCACUGCAAUUGGCUGUUGCUAAUGGCGAAACGGAGGUAUGCAAAAUUCUUAUCGAACAUGGAGCUGAUGUGAAUUAUGUAAAUGAGAAAAAUGUAACUCUACUUCAUAUAGCAACAAUUUUUGAUCGUUUGGAAAUAUGCAAAAUCCUCAUCGCAAAUGGAACAAAUGUGAAUGCUGAAGACAACGAAAAGUUCACACCACUCCAUAUCGCCGCUCAAUACGGCUCAAAUGACACGGUUGAAUAUUUAAUUGCAAACGGAGCAAAUAUAAGCGCUGAAGCUGAAAAUAGGUUUGCACCCAUACAUAUGGCUGCCUGGUCUGGCAAUUUGAAUACUUUUAAAAGUCUGAUUGCACAUGGAGCGGACGCUGAAGCAAAAGCAAUUUGGAAUUUUACACCUUUACAUUUCGCAGCUAUAAUUGGCGAUAAGGAAUUAGUUCAAUAUCUGAUAGCACAAAGAGUUGACGUCAAUGGUAUAGAUAGAAAUAUGAUGAUAACGCCUCUUCAUUUAGCUUAUUUAUGUGGCAAUGAAGAGGUGCAAAGGAUCUUGAUUGAUAAUAAAGCUGAUCAAAAUGCAAAAGACGCAAAGGAUGAAACACCACGUGAAAAGUAUACUGAUAAGAGAAGAGCAGAAAAGGCGAAGCUGGAAUUUAUUGCCAUAGUAAACGAAAGGAAGGAAAUGUUCGAAAACUUAUAGAAAAUACGACGAAGAAUUUAUUGAUUGAUCAACUCUGUCUGUAUCACUGUGUCUCUCUAAUGAUGCAGAAAGUUAGACUUUUCAAUCCUCUUUCAAACGGUAUACAAAGUUUAUCAAUAUCUUUUCAUUUGGCCAAAAUAUUAUCAAUCGAAAAAAAAUGUAUCAGUCUGCCCCCACUUCCACUCUAAAUAAUAAUGAAUAAA
Contarinia nasturtii (swede midge) is the source of this 1213-nucleotide messenger RNA. Its product is annotated as putative ankyrin repeat protein RF_0381. The record is from RefSeq and is a predicted model, not a curated record. The transcript has 11 exons. Gene Ontology annotation, cellular component: nucleus; cytoplasm. NCBI's taxonomy places the organism in Eukaryota, Metazoa, Arthropoda, Insecta, Diptera, Cecidomyiidae. Gene Ontology annotation, molecular function: protein binding. Bases 126 to 1010 code for a protein of 294 amino acids.